This is a messenger RNA of Penicillium olsonii, 1524 nucleotides long. Lineage: Eukaryota; Fungi; Ascomycota; Eurotiomycetes; Eurotiales; Aspergillaceae. The record is from the annotation of a GenBank genome assembly.
AUGUUUCAAUUUUCAGACGAGCGACGCUUUGCGUUCACCAUUGUGUCCCUUUGUACCAUCUCUCUCACCGUGUCCCUCAGCUCGACGUCGCUGAGCAAUGCAAUUCCGGUGAUCACCAAGCAAUUCCAGGGCACAGACACCCAAGCCUUUUGGUCUGGCACCGCUUAUCUACUGUGCUCAGCGGUAUUCCAGCCUGUUUUUGCCGUCGCGUCUCAUUAUUUUGGACGAAAGCCACUGUUUGUCUUUGCCAUUCUGUUCUUCGUGGCUGGCUCUGCACUUGCUACAGGCUCAGGAUCAUUCGAAGUUCUCCUUGCUGCCCGUUCCAUCCAGGGAUUCGGCGGUGGUGGAUUGCUCACCUUAUCGGAAAUUCUGAUUGCGGAUCUGGCGCCGCUCAGAGAGAGAGGCAAAUGGAUUGGUCUCUUGAGCAUGAUGUGGGCGAUAGGGUGUGUCUCUGGACCGAUCGUGGGUGGUGCUUUAGCUCAUGAGAAUACGUGGCGAUGGAUCUUUGCUAUCAACCUCCCGCUUGCCUGCGCCUCCCUGACAUUGAUAGGCAUUUUCUUGAAACCUUCUCACAUCGGAGUGAACUUACACAAGGCUGCUGGGCAGAUUGACUGGAUUGGGUUUGGUCUUUUCAUCCCAUCAAUGGCAUCUUUCUUGAUUCCAAUCACCUGGGGCGGCGAGAUGUUUCCCUGGAAGAGUUGGCACACACUGGUACCGUUGCUGGUUGGAACUAUGGGGUUGGUAUCAUUCGUGACAUAUGAAAUAUGGAUCGCCAAGCAGCCUUUCCUCCUAGGAAGCAUAUUUCGAGAUGGAAACUCAAGAUUGAUCUACUUGCAGACCUUCAUGCACGGCCUGAUUGUCUGGUGCCUUCUAUACUAUCUUCCACUCUACUACCAGGCUGUCCAGUCCUACUCGCCGCUGAUGUCUGGCGUGGCCUUGCUACCAGAAACCUUCACAAUCAGCGUAUCCGCCGGUCUGGUGGGUAUGCUGAUCACCAUCACAGGUCAUUACUACCAUGCGCUUUGGGUCAGCUGGGCGAUCACUACGACUGGUGUCGGACUACUAUAUUUACUCAACACAGACACAGCCGUUUACAAGUGGGUACUCAUAAAUCUCGUGGUGGGCCUAGGGACAGGGUCGCUGUUCACCAGCACCAACCUGGCCAUUCAAGCGAACAAAGAAUCAGAGGAGAUGUCGCACGCUCUCGGCUUUUUCGCAUUUUUCCGCACAUUGGGACAGUCUAUCGGUGUCGCCAUUGGGGGAACAACCUUCGAUAACAUGUUCCGGCAUAAAAUGAACGCAAACCCUGCUCUUUCUGCAUUGACCGAAAAGCUCGGCACCGGGGCAGCGGCGCUGGUUCAGUCUUUGAAAAGCAUCCCAGAUAAGGAACCUCGAAAGCAGGAGCUGAUACAGAUAUAUGCCAAUUCAUUGAGAAUGAUCUGGCCCGUUUUGUGUGCCUGCGCCGGAGUCGCACUGUUGGCUAGUCUCUUUGUUAAGAGAUAUAGUCUAGGAUCAAGUAAGUGA